AUGUUUAUAAAAAUUAUUUAAACUCACCUCUAAAAUGGAAUCAUUAAAAACCUUAUUUUUAUAUUGUUGUGUGGCUGUUCUGAGAUUAUUAUUAAAUAAGAAUAUGAUAAAUAAUCAAUAAUUGAUUAUUUGAAACUAUUAUAAGUGAAAAAACAUUAAGAGGGAUUCUUCAUUUGAUGAUUCAGAACCAUCAAUAGUAGACAAAUAUUGUGCUGUCUUCGUUUUAAAACAAAUCCAAGGCAAUUUUUAAAUAGAUAAAGAAUCAGCCUUAAGUUUUGUUCGAUAACUUAUUUAAGAUGAUGGAAAUUUAUGCGCUCCGCUAUAAGUUCUAAUGAUACAAAUUUAAGAAUGUUUUAUAGUACAUUAGGAUAUUUAGAUCUGUUAGAGAUAGAUAGUAGUGAAUUCUAAUAUACUAUUGGAAAAUUUAUGCUAAAAUGUUAAAAUUAGGAUGGAGGUUUCUUACCAUCUUUAGAAUCUCAUCUAUUUGUGCAGUAGCUGGUUUAAAUAUUUUAAAAUUGGAUGUAUAGUUAGAAAUAUAUAAAUAAAAUAAUUCUACCAUUAGAAAAUAGUUUAAUAGAAUGGUUAGUAUUAAGAUGAUGUAAAAUUAACAGGUGGAAUUGAUGGGAGAAUUAAUAAAUUACCUAAUUCCUGUUAUUCUUUUUGA
Molecule: messenger RNA, 664 nt
Organism: Paramecium sonneborni
Lineage: Eukaryota; Ciliophora; Oligohymenophorea; Peniculida; Parameciidae
Source: the annotation of a GenBank genome assembly